Molecule: messenger RNA, 1377 nt
Organism: Colletotrichum karsti
Lineage: Eukaryota; Fungi; Ascomycota; Sordariomycetes; Glomerellales; Glomerellaceae
Product: Bypass of stop codon protein-like protein
Exons: 2
Coding region: 1-1377 (458 amino acids)
Biological process (GO): transmembrane transport
Cellular component (GO): membrane
Molecular function (GO): transmembrane transporter activity
Source: RefSeq, a predicted model, not a curated record
AUGCCAACUCCCGAGUUCGCCACAACGAGAUCAGCUCAUGGUGAAGCCAUUGAGAUGGCUCGAAUCGAAUCAAUUGCAACAAAACCGGCCUCCGAGGCGGAUAGACGCAACCACACCACCGACACGAAUCCCGGCAACCAUGCUGUCACGGAGGCUACAGAACGGACUCAGAGUGCUUGGCACUCGAGCAUCAAUAGGUCCAGGCUUUCUGCCGUAUGCCUGUCCAGCUUUUUAAACGGUUUCAGCGAUGCCGGUGCCGGUGCCAUAAUCCCUUACGUGGAGGAGCACUAUGGCAUAGGGUAUGCCGUGGUUUCGCUCAUCUUCGUGGGGCAAGCACUUGGUUUCAUAGUUGCUGCUUUUGUCCUCGAUUCAUUCCGAGUCAAGUUUGGCCGUGCCACAGUUUUGUUUGUGGGCAAUGUGUCACUGAUUUGCGGCUCCAUUCCCGCUGCUGCCGCCGCCCCUUAUCCCUUCAUCCCCAUCUCGUUCUUUUUCGUUGGUUUUGGGGCUGCUAUCAACAUGGCCUUGGGAAACAUCUUUUGUGGCGGCCUUCGAAACGGCACGUUGAUUUUGGGUAUUCUGCACGGUUUUUACGGUAUUGGCGGGACCAUCAGCCCUCUUAUUGCCACGGCCAUUGUUGGGGCCGCGAACGCGACCUGGAGCACAUUUUACUUGGUUCCUCUGGGUAUCAGUUUGUGCACACUUCUAUCCUCUGUAUGGGUAUUUCGGGACUACGAGCGGGAACUCGAUCCAGGCGCACGAGAAAACGAAAUGACGGCAACCUCUGCGUCCGUUCUUUCUAGUAUCCUAGCCACUCUUCGCAUGCGCUUGGUUCUAUCAGGGGCAAUCUUCAUCUUUGCAUAUCAAGGCGCCGAGGUAUCUAUUUCCGGAUGGGUGAUCUCGUUCCUGAUUGAGGCUAGAGAUGGGGAUCCCGCGAAGGUUGGUAACGUCACAGCUGGGUUCUGGGCUGGCAUUACGGUUGGACGAUUCGUCUUGUCAGCGCCAGCGCAGCGUUGGGGUGAAAAGAGUUUCGUUUAUGGGUUUACUGUUAUUGCUUUUGCUUUGCAACUUCUUGUAUGGCUUGUCCCUAAUGUUAUCGGGAACGCAGUUGCAGUAUCGGUGGUUGGCCUAAUGUUGGGGCCUGUCUAUCCCUGUGCCGCAGCUGUCUUCAUGCGAAACAUGACGAGAAGGGAGGCUUUAAGAGGGAUGGUGACGAUUAGCGCUUUUGGAAGUUUGGGAGGUGCGGUGGCGCCUUUCUUCACUGGCCUUCUAGCCCAGCUUUCCGGAACAUUCGUGCUGCAUCCUAUCGUCAUGUUUUUGAUGGCGGUGAUGCUGGUUUGCUGGUACGGAAUACCGCAGCGUCCGAAAAGGGAGGAAUAG